Arctia plantaginis is the source of this 2313-nucleotide messenger RNA. The record is from the annotation of a GenBank genome assembly. NCBI's taxonomy places the organism in Eukaryota, Metazoa, Arthropoda, Insecta, Lepidoptera, Erebidae.
AUGACUGAGAGACGGAAGAAAAAAACACAUAAUGGAUUCCUUCGGAAAGUCUCCUCCUUGUUUAAUCUUGAUACGGCUCACGUCACAUCACCAGAAAUGAAGCAGCCUUUACAGGUAAAUGGUAUAGAAGGCGGAAUUGAGCGCACACAAGGAGAAGAUGGAUUUAUUUACAUGUCUGUGGUGCUAUCGCGUGCGGGCGGUGCUGGCCUUGGGUUUAGCAUUGCAGGUGGCUCCGACAACCCUCAUGUUGCGGAUGAUCCCCAUAUUUACGUAACUAAACUAAUACCUGGAGGAGCAGCGGCCGCCAGCCAGCUGCAGAUUAAUGACGCAAUAUUACAGGUAAAUGAUGUAAAUGUUGAAAAUGUAACACAUGCUGAAUCAGUUGAUGCUUUAAAAAAGGCUGGCAAUACUGUGAGACUGAAAAUACGACGCCGCGCUGCAGAUGAUAAUAAUACGUUAAAUGUUUCACAAGUGUCUAAACCAGAAGAGUCUAUUGAGAUUGAGUUGGUAAAAGGUGGGGCUGGUCUUGGAUUCAGCAUAGCGGGAGGCCUUGGCAAUCAACAUAUCCCUGGUGAUAAUGGUAUAUAUGUGACUAAGAUAAUGGCUGGUGGUGCUGCUCACAGAGAUGGACGUUUAAGGGUUGGAGAUAAGCUACUUAUGGUUAAAAAUACUUCACAAGGAGAUAUUAAUCUAGAUAAUGUGACUCACGAGGAUGCAGUAGCCGCUUUGAAGGCGACAGGGGAGCGAGUAUUACUCGUCUUAGUUCCAGGUCCAAGACACGGCCAACCUUCGCCGCGUACGUCACGAGCAAACACACCUUCAAGCACGGCUAAUUCUCUUCGCCGCGAAGACGUCACGGAUAGUAACGAAGAAACCCGCGUCGUUGAGCUCGAGAAGGGCUCUCAAGGCUUAGGUUUCAACAUCGUCGGCGGCGAAGACGGGCAUGGUAUUUACGUAUCAUUCCUAUUGGCCGGCGGGCCAGCCGAGCGAUCUGGACAGCUAAGACGUGGAGACCGAUUGCUUGCAGUCAACGACGUGGAUAUCACCCAUGCGACACACGAACAGGCUGCAAAAGCUUUAAAGAGCACCGGUCAACAGGUAAAGCUAACGGUGGUUUACAGGCCUCAGGAGUACAACAAAUUUGAAGCGCGUAUAAACGAAUUAAAACAACAUCAUACACUUUUGAGAACAUCACAGAAACGAUCUUUAUAUGUCAGAGCAUUAUUCGAUUACGAUCCCGUGAGGGACGAUGGUCUGCCGUCGAGAGGACUGCCAUUCAGAUACGGUGACAUUCUACACGUCACUAACGCUUCUGACGAUGAAUGGUGGCAAGCUAGACGGCUGGACAAAACGGAAUCAGAUGCUAUCGGCAUCAUUCCGUCGAAACGACGGUGGGAACGAAAGCAGCGAGCUCGCGACCGGCAGGUCAAAUUUCAGGGACAAGGCACGCCCGUUAGUACUAGUCAGUCCACUUUGGAGAGAAAAAAGAAAACUUUAUCCUUUAGCAGAAAGUUCCCAUUCAUGAAGAGUCGAGAAGACGGAAAAUCUGAGGAUGGUUCAGACCAAGAACCUUUCAUGCUUUGUUACACUCAGGAGGAUGCUAACGCAGACGGGGAAAUCUUGUAUCGAGUGGAACUUCCCAUGAUGGAGGAGAUAACGCUCAUUUAUCUCGAGGACGAGAGUCAAGAUGAAACGGUGCUAUCGUAUGAGACCGUACAACAGUUGACGAUAACUUACACGCGGCCGGUCAUAAUCCUGGGCCCGCUCAAGGAUAGAAUAAACGACGAUCUAAUAUCUGAGUUUCCUGAGAAGUUUGGUAGCUGCGUGCCUCAUACAACCCGUCCCCGCCGGGAUUACGAAGUGGACGGGCGCGACUAUCACUUUGUGGCGAGUCGGGAGCAGAUGGAGCGUGACAUACAGAACCACCUUUUCAUCGAGGCAGGACAGUACAACGACAAUCUGUACGGAACCUCAGUCGCUUCUGUCAGAGAAGUUGCGGAGAAGGGCAAACAUUGCAUUUUGGAUGUAAGCGGCAACGCAAUUAAAAGGUUACAAGUGGCGCAACUGUAUCCUAUUGCCAUAUUUAUAAAACCAAAGAGUGUAGAGUCUAUAAUGGAAAUGAAUAAGCGAAUGACUGAGGAACAAGCUAAGAAAACCUACGAGCGCGCCCUCAAAAUGGAGCAAGAAUUCGCCGAAUAUUUCACUGCGGUGGUGACGGGUGACACGCCGGAGGAGAUCUACGCGAAGGUGAAGGCGGUCAUCACCGCGGAGAGCGGCCCUACGGUGUGGGUGCCGCGCCGCGAACCGCUGUGA